This is a messenger RNA of Tupaia belangeri chinensis (Chinese tree shrew), 1763 nucleotides long. RefSeq names its product abhydrolase domain containing 10, depalmitoylase (gene ABHD10). Lineage: Eukaryota; Metazoa; Chordata; Mammalia; Scandentia; Tupaiidae. Gene Ontology annotation, biological process: protein depalmitoylation. Gene Ontology annotation, molecular function: hydrolase activity, hydrolyzing O-glycosyl compounds; palmitoyl-(protein) hydrolase activity. Bases 56 to 976 code for a protein of 306 amino acids. Gene Ontology annotation, cellular component: mitochondrion. The record is from RefSeq and is a predicted model, not a curated record. The transcript is spliced from 5 exons.
CCCGCGACCCGCACGUCUCCCAGGGCCGGUGCGGGGCGCAGGGACAGCUGGGAAGAUGGCGGGUGUGGUCCUGGGCGCUGUGGCUGCUUGGAUGCCUGGUCGGAGUUGGGGCUGGGCGGUCUUGUCUCUCGGACCUCACCGGAGCCUCGGCGCGUUGCUUGCACAGAAGCCCCGGAGGGUGCCUCGGUGGCUCCCAGCUUGCAGACAAAAGACAUCACUCUCUUUCCUGAAUCGACCAGACCUUCCAAACCUGGCUUAUAAGAGGCUGAAAGGCAAAAACCCAGGAAUUAUUUUCAUCCCUGGCUAUCUUUCUAAUAUGAAUGGUACAAAAGCAUUGGCCAUUGAGGAGUUUUGCAAGUCUCUCGGUCACGCCUAUAUAAGGUUUGAUUACUCAGGAGUUGGAAGUUCAGAUGGUAAUUUAGAAGAAUGCACAGUGGGGAAAUGGAGAAAAGAUGUUCUUUCUAUAAUUGAUGACUUAGCUGUAGGACCACAGAUCCUAGUUGGAUCUAGCCUUGGUGGAUGGCUUAUGCUUCAUGCUGCAAUUGCACGGCCAGGGAAGGUCAUGGCUCUUAUUGGUGUAGCUACAGCAGCAGAUGCCCUAGUGACAAAAUUUAAUCAGCUUCCUAUUGAGGUAAAAAAGGAAGUGGAGUUGAAAGGUGUGUGGACCUUGCCAUCAAAAUACCAUGAGGAAGGAGCCUACCACAUUCAGUACAGUUUCAUUAAAGAAGCCGAGCAGCACUGCUUGUUACACAGCCCUAUCCCCGUGACCUGUCCUAUCCGAUUGCUCCAUGGCAUGAAGGACGACAUCGUCCCCUGGCACACGUCCAUGCAGGUUGCCGACCGCUUAGUCAGCACCGAUGUCGAUGUCAUCCUCCGCAAACACAGUGAUCACCGAAUGAAGGAAAAAGCGGACAUUCAGCUUCUUGUCUACACCAUCGAUGAUUUAAUUGAUAAACUUUCAACUACAGUUAACUAGGAUCACAUUUUUAGCUGUUAGUAAAUUAAUGUAUCCAGGCAUUGCGAGAGGGAGGACAGAUGACAGACUCUGACACUUUCAGUUUCUCCCUCUUACCUCUGUUUUGUAAAUAUCACAUAAGUAUUUAUUUAAUGAUGUUAUUUGCACAAGUAAUACAAAUUGUGAAGGAAGUACCAAGCUGCUAUUUGGACCAUUUUCUCUUUUUUUCAAUCCUUGAUUUUUUUUUUUCCAUUAAAAUUUUUCCUAUUUUUUUAUUCAAGAAAUGUUUACCUUUCUUAUGUUUAUGUUAGCUACACUAGCUCUUAAUUACAUCCUCUUCUACUUAGAGUAACUAAUAAAGCUUGAAUAUUUUGUUUUUUGGUUUAGUACAAAUAUAUAUAUAUGGAAAUUUGUAAAAUUACACUGGAUUUUAAAACAAUUCACAACAUAGAGGAAAUGUUUAUUGAAAUAAAUCUGAAAUGAUUAGAGAAGUGUUAGAGGCAUAAUAAAGUUAAAAAAAUAAUAUUACUUUUAUUAUAUGCUGCAUGUUAUAUUUAUACUUAGAAUUAAGGUUUUACUUUUUAUAAGACACAACUUUUUAGUGAUAGAUAUUUCUAAAUUUUGACUUAUAUGUCAUAUUUAAAUGGGGAGUUGCAUCUUAAACAAUGAUGUAUCAUUUUUAUAUCAUGAUUGGCAAAACUGAAGAGGAAGUUUUGAGAUAUUACUGUCUACUUGCAGAAAUGUUAAUUUUUUAGGACCAGGUCACUGGACUCCCAUGGAGUUGACUGCAGUUAGAGUCCUGGACCCG